This is a messenger RNA of Lactuca virosa, 886 nucleotides long. Lineage: Eukaryota; Viridiplantae; Streptophyta; Magnoliopsida; Asterales; Asteraceae. The record is from the annotation of a GenBank genome assembly.
UAGAAUCAAGGUUAGUGGGUUUGGCUUAUUUAGUGAAUUAGGUUUACCCGCGCACGCACUUCUCAGGUCCGGUACAAGGUCGAAACGAUAACGGCUUUCUGCUGAUUGCUGAAUCAUCUGCGUCGUCGUCUUCGUCGUCAAAUGGAUUCAUCACCUAGACGCAGCAAAUCUAUUUUUGAAAAGAGUCCCCUUCUCUCAUCUUCAUCCAGCUCAUCUGAUGACAAUCUCUUUCUCACAACAAUUUUUCUAGCUGCAAAGGCGAUUGUUAAAUCCACUAAAGUGCUUCUUGGAGAUACUACAAGUUCAAGUUCAAGCGGCAAUGAGCUUCUUGAAGAUACCACUAGUUCAAGUUGCAAUUCGCUUCUUCAAGAUACUGCAAGUUCAAAGCGCAAGGUGAUUUAUUUAGCAGUGAUUAUAAUCGCUUCUCUUAUUGCACUUUCAGAGUUAAAGAUGGAUGUUGCGACUUCUACCAUGGAAACAGAUGCCCAAGAAAAGAAUCUCAAUAAGUGGGAUUUCACCUGUGAUGUGGAAGUGGAUUGCAAGUCUGAGGAAAACGCUUGCAUCAUAUAUUCAACACUCAAUGUUGACAAAGAGCUGCAGCCAGAUAAAGUAAGGAGGUUGAUGUCUGUCUCUAAUGGGAAACUUUCAGUGCAUUUUGAGGCAGUUGAAGCUAGAUUUCUUCGGGCGUCUUUUAGUGCAUUUAUGGAUGCUUUGACAUUAGCAACGAAGACAAUUGAACAAUUUGGUAAAGAUAUGGAACUCUGACAUGUUACAUGUGUGCUCAUUAGAUGGAAUUGUAUAACUUGGUAUUUGUGGAAUUUAGCUUCUUGAUUAUAGGAGCAUAAUGGAAUUUUUUUUUUUUGUUAAAUUACAAGCGUUUAUAAAU